Molecule: messenger RNA, 822 nt
Organism: Lathyrus oleraceus (garden pea)
Lineage: Eukaryota; Viridiplantae; Streptophyta; Magnoliopsida; Fabales; Fabaceae
Product: zinc finger BED domain-containing protein DAYSLEEPER-like
Exons: 1
Coding region: 1-822 (273 amino acids)
Molecular function (GO): DNA binding
Source: RefSeq, a predicted model, not a curated record
AUGGUUGGUCAUGACAGUGUUAUGGACUUUGAGACAGAAGAACAUAUUGGUUCUACACCUCCAGUUUCUAAUAAUGCUGGUUUGUUGCCUCAAAAGCGUAAAAAUCGGUCAGAAUCAUGGAAUCAUUUUACAUCGAUGCCGUCGAACACAGAAAUGUCAAAGUUAGCAAAAUGCAAGCAUUGUGGCUCCUUAAUCAAGUAUAAUGGUGGAACAAGCGCUAUGCUAGCUUAUUUGAGAAGAUGUAGUGAUAAUCCAGACAAUGCGGUGAAUGUGACGAUGCAUGAACCAUCUUCAAGCUCAAUGGAAAAUAGGGAAGCGGUUGUUAAUUCAUCUCCUUCGGCUCCCAAAUUUGACCAAGAAGUUAUCCGAAUGGACUUGACAAAAAUGUUUGUAGCCAUGGAACUUCCGUUUCAAAAGGUAGAGCAUCCAUAUUUACAUAGGUUCAUUUAUGGCUUACAACCAAAAUUUAAGUUCCCAUCACGCAAUACACUAGCACGUGAGAUUUUGAAGAAUUGGGACGUGGAGAAAGCAAAGAUGAAGACUAUUUUGUCACAAAAUUGUCGCCGAGUUUGUAUCACUACAGACACAUGGACAUCUACCCAAGACUCUAAUUACAUGUGUCUCACAGGGCAUUACAUUGAUAACAAUUGGAAGCUACAAAAAAAUAUUUUGAAUUUUACUCAAGUCACAGACUACACAGGAGAGAUUAUGGCCAAAACAGUUAAGAAGUGCUUAAAUGGUUGGGAACUAAAUCGUGUGCUUAGUGUUGCCGUGGACAAUGCAUCUUCAAAUGACGUCGGAAUUCAACAUCUCAAAAGAUGA